Molecule: messenger RNA, 1209 nt
Organism: Lolium rigidum
Lineage: Eukaryota; Viridiplantae; Streptophyta; Magnoliopsida; Poales; Poaceae
Product: putative serine/threonine-protein kinase
Exons: 4
Coding region: 267-584 (105 amino acids)
Biological process (GO): protein phosphorylation
Molecular function (GO): ATP binding; protein kinase activity
Source: RefSeq, a predicted model, not a curated record
AAAAUUUCUAUGCUUCUCGAUUACAUACUGAUGGAUGGAUAAUUGCUAGUUUUAGCCACAGGGCCUAGCUCCUCCAUCGUGUUUAGGAUGUGCUUUGGAGUUAAUUUGGGCCAAUCAUCCCCAGUAAAUCCCAUGGGGAUUUCUGAGAACUCCACUUCUUGCAAAUGUUUUCCUACAGGAAUAUAUCUCUUUAAUUCAAAGGAUUCUGAGAGCUCUGCUUCUCCCCUAUAAAGCUUGUUUCAUCUGCUGGAUUAAUUAAGAGACAUAUGAAUUUGCCACCAUCCUUCUCAGGGACUUCCAUGGAGAAAACACAUCGUUUGGUUGAUCUGAAGCCUGCAAAUGUACCGCUAGACGAGAAUAUGAUGCCGAAAAUUGCGGAUUUUGGUAUCUCGAGAUGCUUCGGUGAAAAGCAAAGUACGGUGAUCUCUUCAAAACCGUUUGGAACAAUGGGAUAUUUGGCACCAGAAUUUUAUGUGUCUAGACUAAUAUCAUUCAAGUCAGACAUAUACAGUCUUGGUGUUAUAAUCAUGGAGAUAACGGUGAAGUUUACAAGGGAGUUUAUAACAGAGAAGAGAUUGCUGUGAAGAAGCUUUAUAACAUGCAAAAUAUCGAGGGCACAAGAAUUUCUAAACUUAAUAAGGUCAAGCAUCAUCAUUCGGUUAGUUGGCUACUGUUAUGAAACACAACAUAGACAAUGCUAGAGCGCUCUGCUUCGAGUAUAUGAAGGACGGAAGCCUUGAUAAACAUAUUACUCGUAUGACUUGAUAUCAAAUGAUUAGGGGAAUUUGCGAGGGUUUAAGUUAUCAUCCGGACUUAAAACCGGACAGCAAAAAGUUGUACCACCAUAGAUGUACUACCAUGGAUGUACUAAGUAAAUCAUAAGCUCGCAUGAAAAGUAUAUCACUUCCUGGUUCAUCAAGGACUGAAUAAAAUAUUUGGUGAUUCGAGUCAUUUUGGUGUGUACCUAAAUAUUUAUAUCACAGUUGAAUAAAUUGAACCGUCGAGGUAAAAGAAAAAAAAAUACAACGCUUUGGGUGCUAUGAACCAGGCCGAGAAGGUGGGAUGGAACAAGGGGCGAGUCAGCUUAAUUCUCUCAUCCUAUCAUACACGCCACUUGACAUAAGAACUGAGUGCUUGACUGAGGCCAAAUUACCUCAAGGAAGAUUAUGGAGUUAUUCCUGAGCAGCUCAUGUAGGUUUUCAUUUAUCU